Messenger RNA from Desarmillaria tabescens, 1478 nucleotides. Its product is annotated as ribonuclease H-like domain-containing protein. Lineage: Eukaryota; Fungi; Basidiomycota; Agaricomycetes; Agaricales; Physalacriaceae. The record is from RefSeq and is a predicted model, not a curated record. Gene Ontology annotation, molecular function: nucleic acid binding; RNA-DNA hybrid ribonuclease activity. The transcript is spliced from 6 exons. Gene Ontology annotation, biological process: DNA replication, removal of RNA primer. Bases 311 to 1333 code for a protein of 340 amino acids.
AAUGUUGUUACGAUCCACAGGCAGAUAGGGAAUGCGGUGCCCUGGCCUGUGGCUACGGCCCUAGGACGGGAGCUACAAGCCGCCGUCCUUGAAGAUCCAAAGUACAAAGUUAUUAAUAUAACAUAAAGUGUUUUUAUUGCAAUGCAUAGUCAGCAUUAUUUCUCGUUUCCAGACGGCCUCUAUGGAAUUCCUCCUAGAAUCACUCAUGCCGGCUGUCGCACACCGUAUCAAACAACCCUGACACGUCUUGAACCGAACGCGUUUGCAUUCUGUCAAGCUUGAAAACCGCGCGUCAACAUCUGUUUCCAUUAUGUCUGAGGGGUCCGCAGACCCAACCAUCGUAUUCUUUAGCGGUUCCUGCAGGAACAAUGGCCUCGUCGACGGUGCUGCCGGUUCAGGUGUUUGGUGGGGUACCGAACAGCCCAAGAACCUAGCUAUUCGCACACCAGGAAAACAGACCAACAACUGCUCCGAGCUAUUCGGCCUGCUGAGCGUACUGGAACAAAUACGGCGAGACGAUCUAGAAAACGCGAACAAUUCAGACGCGUUUCUCAUAAAUACGGAUCGAAAGUAUACGUUCGAUUGCUUCACCAAAUACCUCCCAAAUUGGAGAGUAAACAAUUUCAGCAAACCCAGUGGGAAGGGAUCCAUUCAAAAUGUCGAACUCAUUCGCUAUAUUGCUGCUCUUCUCGAGUACGUGUCGUUGAGACAUGAUGUAAAGCUCGCAUUGGUAUCUUCGAGUGAAAAUCGUCAGGCGCGCCUCUUGGCGGAGCAAGCAGUGAAUUUGGAGAAAGUGCAGGAGGUUGUAUGGUCGGAUUGCAGGAAGGAAGUUGAGAAAAAGCUGGCACUAGCUCGUGAAGAAAUUAAGCAUAAAAAGGCGCAGAUGGGACGUGAAGCGUUUAACAAAGAAGAAGAAGCUCCAGAAUCCUCGAAGAAACGCAAGAAGGAGACAAAGAAAAAGAAGGUCGCUCAGGAAGUGUCAGUGAUAGCACCAGAUAAAGCGGACGAGGGUCAGGGCGGACGGCCUAAGAAAGAUAAGAAGCUCAAGAGGAAGGCCAAAGAUAUGGACGUUGGCCAGCAGCAGGAAGUGGUUAUACGAGUCGAGGAGGAAAGACCAAAGAAAAGAACGAAAAGGAAAUACGACGCAGAGGAAACAGAGCUGGAAAUCGAGAGUAAUCCUGCCCGGCCUCCGAAACCAGAGAAGAAGAAACGAUCAAAGAAGGCGGCAAAAGUGGUGGUUGUGUUGAAAAUUCAGGUGGAGACCAAGGAAAAGAAACAUCGACGAAAGGAGGGGCGGGAAGGGAAGCGGCGUCGGCAUGAUCAGACUGAGUAGUUUCAUGUAGGAUAUGAACAUUGGGACGCCCUUGUUUGACUUUUCUUAUUAACCUACGCAUAUCUCGACUUGUAGCAAGACCUUCGGGAAUGGAUCGGGGGAGGUUUGCUUGAUAAUACCUUGGCUUCAUUCAAGUCGGGGAACU